This is a messenger RNA of Pseudozyma hubeiensis SY62, 1095 nucleotides long. RefSeq lists its product as hypothetical. Lineage: Eukaryota; Fungi; Basidiomycota; Ustilaginomycetes; Ustilaginales; Ustilaginaceae. Bases 1 to 1095 code for a protein of 364 amino acids. The transcript has a single exon. The record is from RefSeq and is a predicted model, not a curated record.
AUGUCAUCCUCACCCACGUCAGAGCAUCUCCAGCUCACCUCGAUGCCUUCCGAGAUCCUACAUCUUAUCGCACAGUCGUACAUAGACGACCUCUCGUCCACCUCCAGUAACAACAUCCUCUCGGUCCUCACCACGUGUACACUGUUUCGCAACCUCUUGCUACCCAAACUCUACGCAUCCAUAUCCAUCUACUCCGUCAACCAGCUAUGCCUCUUUGUAGCGCCAUCCUCAGGAGCUCACAUCUGCUCUCCUGAAUACACGGUCGACAGCAUCACGAUCAACAUCCCCGGUGUACCUGGUGGUGGGGAUGGCACCUUUGCAACCAGUGCCAAGGGAAUGGCGAGAUCGCGGGAUCGACUGUUGCUCGCAUCGCAGGCUCUAUCUCUCUGUCCUCGGGUGAGGAAUGUCUCGCUCGAGUUCUUCAGUAUCCGCCAUUCCGAGAUUCUCACGUCGGACGAGUUCCGAUGGAAGGAAGCGAAAGCGUUCGAGGAUGCGGUGAAAGGGUUGGAGAGGGUGGAAAAGUUUAGAUGGGUGCCACCGAGGUGCGAUGCGAAUGCGAUCAUGGGCUUGAGCAUCGUCAUCGUAGAUCAGGUGAUUCCUUCCCUAGCAAAAGGGCUGAUGGGAUGUGGACAGCUGCAGACGCUCGAGUUGUGGAACGUGAUGCUUCCCGAAAGCGGAGGUGCCGAUCUCGCUCAAUCGCUGAUCCACAUUUCGAACCAACGUGCCGGGCGGGCCGGUCUCGAGCUGAAUCUCCGUUCGGUCACCGGGUUGGAUCCGAAGACAGUUUCGGAUCUAGCCCUCGCUCGACCACCCGUCAAAGUCAACAUCGCCGACGGCUUUGUCGGCUCCAUCUGGGGCGCGCGGAUCAACAAGCACGUGGUGGAAGAAUGCAUGCGCCACACGCUAGAUCCGACAGGAUCCGCAUCCAGCAGCAACAGAUCUUCCCCCGACUCUUCGCAGGCUUCGAGCAUCAGCACCAGUCGAGCUACCACUCCGGAGCUCUUGAUACAGGAUACGUUGACAAAGGCUAGCGAGAACGUCCGCAUCACCGUGCUGCAAGGUGGGAUCGCUGGCUCGCGUAUCUUGCCCCACUGA